Molecule: messenger RNA, 2903 nt
Organism: Austrofundulus limnaeus
Lineage: Eukaryota; Metazoa; Chordata; Actinopteri; Cyprinodontiformes; Rivulidae
Gene: sgk1
Product: serum/glucocorticoid regulated kinase 1
Biological process (GO): protein phosphorylation
Molecular function (GO): ATP binding; protein serine/threonine kinase activity
Source: RefSeq, a predicted model, not a curated record
GUCCGAAGAUGGAUGAGGAACCCCAAGGUGAGCGUAGAGAAAGCCCAAGGGAAGGGCCUUGUUUGUCCCUGUCCAAAGUGUCUGCUCGCUGAGGACCUAUGGUACACGCACUUCCCCUCAACUUACUGCUGCUGCCACUACGCGGGCCUGCAGGGAGGCCAGUACUACCACCAGGAGUUGUGCACGUCCUGUGUUGCAAGCGGACAAACCAGCGGGCAUGAGAAAGGCAAAGGCUGCAAGGUCAGGAAGUGGAAGAUGCUGUCUCGCCAUCAUAAUGAGAACACAGGCAAACAGAAGGAGACUGAGUCCGACUGCUGGGGGCUCCACCACUCGCCUCUCCUGGCCGGUCCUGUCAUCCUGGAGUGCUCCAUCUGCAACGGACCCUACAUCAGCUACGCCCUCGAGGACACCUGGCAGCCACGCCAACGAACACAAGCGAUGGACCUGUACUACCACAAUGAGUCAGAUUCAGAUAACUAUUGUUGCCCUGGUGACAAUGCUUUUAUGAAACAAAGGAGGAUGGGUCUGAACGACUUCAUUCAGAGGCUCGCCACAAACUCCUACGCCUGCAAGCAUCCCGAAGUUCAGUCCAUUCUGAACCUGAAUCCUCCGCAGGACGCUGAGCUCAUGAAUGCAAACCCUUCCCCUCCUCCCAGUCCGUCCCAGCAGAUCAACCUCGGCCCGUCGUCCAAUCCCUCCGCCAAACCCAGCGACUUCCACUUCCUGAAAGUGAUCGGCAAGGGCAGCUUCGGCAAGGUGCUCCUGGCACGCCACCGCACGGACGACCAGUUCUACGCCGUCAAAGUGCUGCAGAAGAAGGCCAUUCUCAAGAAGAAGGAGGAGAAACACAUCAUGUCAGAGAGGAAUGUGCUCCUAAAGAAUGUCAAGCACCCGUUUUUGGUGGGGCUGCACUACUCCUUCCAGACGGCAGACAAACUCUAUUUCGUCUUGGACUACAUCAACGGAGGAGAGUUGUUCUACCACUUGCAGAGGGAACGCUGCUUCCUCGAACCCAGAGCCAGGUUUUACGCCGCGGAGAUCGCCAGCGCUCUGGGUUACCUGCACUCCCUCAACAUCGUCUACAGAGACUUGAAGCCAGAGAACAUCCUGCUGGACUCCCAGGGCCACAUCAUCCUCACGGAUUUUGGCCUGUGUAAGGAGAACAUCGAACCUAACGGGACCACGUCGACUUUCUGCGGCACACCAGAGUAUUUGGCUCCUGAGGUGCUACACAAGCAGCCAUAUGACAGGACAGUAGACUGGUGGUGCUUAGGAGCGGUUCUGUACGAGAUGCUGUAUGGCCUGCCUCCGUUCUACAGCCGCAACACGGCGGAGAUGUACGACAACAUCCUGAACAAACCCCUGCAGCUCAAACCCAACAUUUCCAAUGCGGCGCGACACCUGCUGGAGGGACUGCUACAAAAGGACAGAACCAAGAGACUGGGCUGCGCAGAGGACUUUAUUGAAAUCAAAAACCACAUAUUCUUCUCUCCUAUCAACUGGGACGACCUCAACGCCAAGAAAAUGACCCCUCCCUUUAACCCGAAUGUGACGGGACCGAACGACUUGCGGCACUUUGAUCCAGAGUUCACGGACGAGCCGGUUCCCAGCUCCAUCGGCUGCUCCCCAGACUGCGCCCUCGUCACCUCCAGCAUCAAAGACGCAGCCGAGGCCUUCGUGGGCUUCUCCUACGCCCCGUCCAUGGACUCCUACCUAUAGGACUCAAAACACAGGCUCUUAACCAGGACUCUAGUUUUUUUUUUUUUUUUUUUUGCUCACUGAACAUAGACUGCGCCGUGCCCGUGGACGUUGCAUCUUGACCUCCCGCCCCUCCCAAACACAUCAUUUCUCCUUGGAAUGAUACGUUUUUUUGUUUUGUUUUGUUUUUCCACACAAACCCUGCAAGAGCUCUUCACCUCCACGUGUUCCCGUUUUCUCUCAGACUCUUGAACACAUUUAAUAUACUUGCUGAGAGAGAACGUCCACUGUAAAUAUCAGCCAGUUUGGGAAUGUCGCCAUCAACCUAAAUCCCCCGUUGGCAGUCUUAAAUCCCCCCCAAUUCCCAACGGUGGAGGUCUUUUUGCACAUAUGGCUCAGGCAGCUUUAACCCUUCCUCCUGACAUCGCAAGCACAUCUAGAUCCCCGUUUUCAUCCACGUAGCGAAACAUCUUCCACCUACAGGGACCUACCUGCUGAGUCUGAACGCUUGGAGAUCACUUGUUGGUGCUUUUGUUUUCUUUUGUGUUUUGAAAAAAAAAAGGGGAGACCAGGGGGGAAGCUGAAUGUUACAGAUAAGGGGGGCGGUGUAUCAUUACUGUCAGAGGUGCCUUCUUUUAUUUUCUUUCUCUCCAUCAUUGCUCAUCACGUUAGUUGUUAGCAUUAGUUAUAUUAGUUAAAUGUUGUGUUUUUAUCUUUUCAAGACACUUGAGGAUGUAGCACUAAGUGAUGAGACGCAGGGACUCAAAUGUUUCGUAUCUUCGUUUGCACACUAAAAGCUGAUUGAGAGAUGGAAAGAGUUGCACUUGCUGCUGGGCGACGACGACGAGAGGCACGCGUCGAGAAGUACCGCAGUUCCGCUUGCCCAACUGCGCCCCACCCCCCUGUGUAGUCUUCCGAUCGCCUCCCACCGAUGUGACGCCGGGUUACUCGGCGACGUCAUAACUGAACAUUCCACUUUAAUAUUGCUGUAACGCAAACUUGACGGUAUUUAAGUUUCUUGUAUAUUUGGAGUUACGUGUACUAGUUUUAAUGUAUAUUGAAGAAGAAAACGACUAAAAGUAAUGCCUAAAAAAAGAAAAAAAACAUGUAUAUGUAAUAAUUUCUGUUUAAUGUACUGUAAAUUGUAAAAUUGUUUAUGUGACCAUGUUUGGUUUGCAAUAAAAGUUUAACUUUAUUACACAUUA